AUGGAUCGUGGGUGUUAUGUUCAGCACCUCUGGGUGUUGUUUGUCACGAUUUCGGAUGAAGUGUGGGAAUCAGAGGCAGAUACGACGCGUGGAGGAGCACAUCGAUCGUACGGAGGUUAUGGCGGUUACGUCGGAUUCAGUAUCAGUGUUAGGCCGAAGUCGCGGGGGCAAACAGAGUGGGAGACGACGAUGAUGGCUGAAUCUAUAGCGGAUUGCACGCAGUUGUUCGAAACCGGAGCAAUCAACGUGGUUGUGAAUGCGGAAGGCUCAUGGAUAACGAUGAUGUCGGUGAGUUUCCCGGAAUCGGAAGAUGGGGUCGCGCAGAGGUUUCUAUGUUUUGCUGCUCAAAAUUUCCUUUCUUGCAAUGAUGAAGUCUUCGCUUGA
Vicia faba (fava bean) is the source of this 384-nucleotide messenger RNA. NCBI's taxonomy places the organism in Eukaryota, Viridiplantae, Streptophyta, Magnoliopsida, Fabales, Fabaceae. The record is from the annotation of a GenBank genome assembly.